This is a messenger RNA of Rangifer tarandus platyrhynchus (Svalbard reindeer), 570 nucleotides long. NCBI's taxonomy places the organism in Eukaryota, Metazoa, Chordata, Mammalia, Artiodactyla, Cervidae. The record is from the annotation of a GenBank genome assembly.
AUGAUGCUCUCGGCUGCCACAAAUUUGAUGUUUACAGACGGACACACAGUGUGCAAACGUGUACAUUUGCAAAGAGGUGUCAUAAGAACACUGAUAAGGGAGCAGUACAUUCAAUGUUUAUGGGAGGAAAGAAAGAAAGAAGGAUGGGGGCAGGGGAGCGCAUGUCAUUACAGACGAGGUCACAUCAGUGACCCUCACACUGUGAGCAAAUUAAAAUUGCCUGGAGACCUUGGUGAGACCUGGAAGCCUGGGCCCGUCUCCAAAGUUUCUGAGUCAGCAGGUCUGGGGUGGGGCCCGAGAAUCCACAUGUCUAACAGGUUACAGGUGAUGCUGACGAUGCUGGUCCGGGGACCACACUUUGAGAACCACAGAGUUUAUACCUCUCCACACCAGCCAACCCUCAACCCCCAAUGGAAAAGCCAAACUUGGGGGCUGAGAUUUCAGUGCAAGUUCAGACUCUUGCCCAAGAUAUCAAUUCUCAACCAGUUGACAGAUGUCUUGGCUGAACAAAAUCACAUGAUGAAGGAGAUCAAUGAAAAAUUUAAAUCAGCAGCCAGUUUUCAUUUCUGA